AUGAGAGAGGAAACAUUCACAUUUGAACUACCCGAUAUGCCAAUGAAUAAUAUACGUGCAACAGAUUCAAAUGUCGAUGAUUUAUCGAUUUUGAUGACCAACAUUGACGAAUAUAGUGAUGAAAUUAUAAUUCCAAAUGGGUUUAAAAGAAAAGCAAGAAACUCACCGAAACGAACCCGAAGAAAAAUUAAUACUAAUUUGUUUAAACGUCGCCUUCGACGAAUAAUUAAACGCAAACCACUACCACUAUAUCAUGAAUAUAGUGUAACGAACGGCUCUUAUUCGAACAGUUUUGAAGAAUUGUAUGUUUGGUUACUUUCAGUGCUUCAUGAUGGAUUUGUCGUUGCUCUUAAAGACAUUGCAAAACAAUAUGAAGAUAUUCUUAAUCGACAUCAAGAAAAAAUUACCCUGCAUAUGCUUCGAACAACUUCAAUUCGUGAUCGCCUAAUGAAUAAAUUUGGCGACAGACUAUAUUUUGAUAAAUUAAGCAAUUGUGAGGGGGUUCAUGUUGCAUUAGCCGAUGUUUCAUGUUAUGUUCGUACUGCACUAUCUAAAACUAAUGUGUGGCAUCGACCAACUAUGCUUGAAAGCAGUAAUAAAAGAGAACUUGGUGAAAAAGUUUUCGAAGUAAUUGAAUCGCUUCGAGAUUCAAUGAAGAAACAUAUGGAAAUGUUUCAACCAUUGAUGGAAAGUACUUCACAGUUAAUAAAUUUCAAUGCCAAUCUCUUUUGGGACUGUGUUCCUGUUAUGUUAAAAAAUUUUAUUGGUACAUUAACUUUAAGCGAAAAUUCAUUUAUUGAUUUUAAAACAAAUUUUUAUUUUUAUGAUCUUAUUGACAAAGACGUUUAUAUGAAAUCAUCAAAAUCGCUGAAGAUUUCUUCAUGUUGCUAUGAUCUAAUGUUCAUACAAAAUAAGAGAAUAAUUACACCGAAGCAUUGCAAGUAG
Rotaria socialis is the source of this 945-nucleotide messenger RNA. Lineage: Eukaryota; Metazoa; Rotifera; Eurotatoria; Philodinida; Philodinidae. The record is from the annotation of a GenBank genome assembly.